Molecule: messenger RNA, 3887 nt
Organism: Oryctolagus cuniculus (rabbit)
Lineage: Eukaryota; Metazoa; Chordata; Mammalia; Lagomorpha; Leporidae
Gene: GATA2
Product: GATA binding protein 2
Biological process (GO): positive regulation of miRNA transcription; negative regulation of transcription by RNA polymerase II; positive regulation of transcription by RNA polymerase II
Cellular component (GO): nucleus
Molecular function (GO): zinc ion binding; DNA-binding transcription factor activity, RNA polymerase II-specific; RNA polymerase II cis-regulatory region sequence-specific DNA binding
Source: RefSeq, a predicted model, not a curated record
GCACUGCGAGCGCUGUGCCUAGCGAGGGGACAGUGGCUGGAGGCCGUCGGUGCCUCCCCCGGCAACCCGCACCUGUCCAGGCUCCCCCCAGGUGUGCGCCUUGCACACCCCAUCCUCGGUCUGAGGCUCCCUCCGAGCCCUCGUCUCCCCAAUCCGUACAACCGAGGGUGGGGGAAGCAAAGACAUCGGUGCGUCCGGCCCCCUCGACCCACGCAGCGGGCCUGGGGGCGGGAGGUGUGCGGAGGGCAACUCCAGGUGACUCAGGGGACAGAGUCCUAAGGCCACCUCCGCCCCAUCCCCUGGGUCCGCCUCAGGGACCCGCGGGAGGAAAAAAAUGCCUUCUCCUGCCCGAGGCGUCUCCCUCGAGCCCGCGCCGGCGCCAGGGCCGGCUCCACCGCCUCGCCCCAGGCAGUUCGGCCGGGGGGUCUGCGAAGGCCACGCCCGGGGAGGGGACACCGCCUCCCCCUCUCUCGAGCCGCCGGCCUGGCCACUUCCCCCGGUCAAGCAGAACCCGAGCGGCCGCGUACUUGGGGCCCAGGUGCCUUCUAGGCCCUCGGCUCCUGCUGUCCCGCAGCGGCCCUCGGAGCCCUCCCACCCGCCGCCCAGCCAGCGCCCGAGUUGGGAGAAGGAGCGGUCAGGCUGGGAGCUGGACUCGGACUGACCGCGACCCGCGGUAAAGGAGGAGUCGGCAGCUGGCGCCAGGGCGGCCGGAGGAUGCCGAGGGGCCGGAGCCGGGCGGGCCCGAGGCCGAGGCGCGCGCUGCCCCCCGCCCCUACCUCGUGAGCCCUGCCAGCCUCCCGACGCACGUCCCAGGGCCCGCCGCCCCCCGGCGCCCCCUGCGCUCUGCUCCCGCGUGCCUCCUGUCCCCACGGCGCUGCGCGUGGCCGCCACUGCCUCCACCCAGACCCUGAACCUCGGGCCAUGGAGGUGGCGCCGGAGCAGCCGCGCUGGAUGGCGCACCCCGCCGUGCUGAAUGCGCAGCACCCCGACUCGCACCACCCAGGCCUGGCGCACAACUACAUGGAGCCCGCGCAGCUGCUGCCCCCUGACGAGGUGGACGUCUUCUUCAACCACCUCGACUCGCAGGGCAACCCCUACUACGCCAACCCAGCCCACGCACGGGCGCGCGUCUCCUACAGUCCCGCGCACGCCAGGCUCACCGGAGGCCAGAUGUGCCGGCCACACUUGUUGCAUAGCCCGGGUUUGCCCUGGCUGGACGGGGGCAAAGCAGCCCUUUCUGCAGCCGCCGCGCACCACCACAACCCCUGGACCGUGAGCCCCUUCUCCAAGACACCGCUGCACCCCUCAGCUGCUGGAGGCCCCGGGGGCCCGCUCUCCGUGUACCCAGGGGCAGGGGGAGGGAGCGGGGGAGGCAGUGGGAGCUCCGUGGCCUCCCUCACCCCCACUGCGGCCCAUUCUGGCUCUCACCUCUUUGGCUUUCCGCCCACACCGCCCAAAGAAGUGUCUCCGGACCCCAGCACCACAGGGGCCGCCUCCCCGGCCUCCUCUUCUGCAGGGGGUAGCGCGGCCCGGGGGGAGGACAAGGACGGGGUCAAGUACCAGGUGUCGCUGACCGAGAGCAUGAAGAUGGAAGGUGGCAGUCCCCUGCGCCCGGGCCUGGCCACCAUGGGCACGCAGCCCGCCACACACCACCCCAUUCCCACCUACCCCUCCUACGUGCCGGCUGCCGCCCACGACUACGGCAGCGGCCUCUUCCACCCGGGGGGCUUCCUGGGCGGCCCGGCCUCCAGCUUCACCCCUAAGCAGCGCAGCAAAGCACGCUCCUGCUCAGAAGGCCGGGAGUGCGUCAACUGCGGGGCCACGGCCACCCCUCUCUGGCGGCGCGAUGGCACCGGCCACUACCUGUGCAACGCCUGUGGGCUCUACCACAAGAUGAACGGGCAGAACCGGCCGCUCAUCAAACCCAAGCGGAGACUGUCCGCUGCCAGGAGAGCAGGCACCUGCUGUGCGAACUGUCAGACGACAACUACCACCUUAUGGCGCCGAAACGCCAACGGAGACCCUGUUUGCAACGCCUGUGGCCUCUACUACAAGCUGCACAAUGUUAACAGGCCACUGACUAUGAAGAAGGAGGGGAUCCAGACCCGGAACCGGAAGAUGUCCAACAAAUCCAAGAAGAGCAAGAAAGGGGCAGAGUGCUUCGAGGAGCUGUCCAAGUGCAUGCAGGAGAAGUCGUCCCCCUUCAGCGCGGCGGCUCUGGCUGGACACAUGGCACCUGUGGGCCACCUCCCGCCCUUCAGCCACUCGGGACACAUCCUGCCCACCCCGACGCCCAUCCACCCCUCCUCCAGCCUCUCUUUUGGCCACCCUCACCCAUCCAGCAUGGUGACCGCCAUGGGCUAAGGACAGCCUCCCGCUGGACGACAGGGCGAUGCUGAGGAGGGCGGCUGGCGCACCGAGGCUGGACACUCCCAGGAUGGGUGGACCGACCCCUGGCUGCCCAGCCCUCCCUGCAGGUUGCUGCCGCUCCUGCCAGCCCAGCCAGAGCCUGGGCCCCUCUCCCUUGAGGGCCCCGCGUCGGCCUGGGGGCAGUUACUGUGAACGCUCUCAGCCGGGAUGAGAGGCCGCCCAUGUGCGCGGCUGCCGCCCAGCCAGGGUUUCCUUGCUGGACAACUCUGUGGAGAGCAAUUUAAAAGGACAACUUGGGGACAGAAAAGGAGGGGGCAGGGAACAGAUGAAGGAAAUCCUAUUUUGAAGGAAAAAGGAGUAGGCAAAAAUAAUUUAUUUUGCUCUUGUUUCUAACAAGGACUUGGAGACUCGGAGGUCUGAGCUGUCCCAAGCUCUCCCACUUCUCCCCUGGGCCCGUCCACCUGCCAGGGCCGUGGCGUGGGGUGGCGUGGGGCAGAGGCAGAUCUGCGGGACCCCAGCCUGCACCCCCUUCUCCUCCUCUGGCUGCCAUCUCCCAAACACCACGGAGGGGCCGGUGGCCGGGCCCUGGAGGCAGAGACAAUCGCGGGCGGUCCGGUCCGGCGCAGAUUCCCAGGCCAGGGCUGGGUCACAGGAAGGAAACAACAUUUUCUUGAAAGGGGAAAUGUCUCCAGAUCGCUCCCUUGGCUCGGACAAGGCCGAAGCUGGUGUGACCCGUGUCCCCUCCGCGGGCCCAGGUCACGGCCCGCCUUCUGCCAGGCAGACCCCCUGUAAAUACUGCCUUUUUCUGCAAAUCCCUCCACCCUUCCCCUCUCACUCUGAGACGAAAGAAAAAAAAAACAUUAAAAAAAAAAACUACAUAAGCUUAACUCGCUGAUGAGUUAGUCGUUUUAUUUUUUAAACUUUUUUAUUUUUUUGGGUCCAAUUGUACGGUGCUGCAGAAGUCGCGUUCUGGAAGGGAAUCAGACUGCAAACAGGUUGGCGCUUUUGCAGUUACGUUUGCAAAACGUGCUUGGAUCCCACGGCCCUAGCAGGGAAGCUGAGGGCCGGGGUCAGGCUGGGCGCCUGUCGGCUGGCUGGCGUUCUCCAAGGCCAGAAGUUGGGGUUACCUCUCGGCUGGGGUCCUGGGGGUCUGCUUCGCUGUGGCUCUCUGGAUCUUUCCCAAGGUACAGCUGUACAUAGACGAGUCCCGAGCUCCGGCUGUGUCCGCGGUGGUGGCGGGGUGCGGCGGCCCGGGACGAGGGCUGUGCAAUAGGGCAGGCUGCCGCUGCGGGAGCACCGUGGCCAGAGUAACUUAUUUUGUACUCGUAUCGCAGAAGCAGAGGAAUCGGCAGUAUUUUCUGUUUUUAUGUUUUAUUUGACCGGUUUUAUUUUGGAUUAGUGAACUAAGUUAUUGUUAAUUAUGUACAACAUUUAUAUAUUGUCUGUAAAGAUUGUAUGCUAUCCUCCUAUUCCUCUAAAGUGAAUACUGUUAAGAAUAAUAAAAUACUUUUUGUGAA